Messenger RNA from Dendroctonus ponderosae (mountain pine beetle), 4057 nucleotides. Its product is annotated as dynein regulatory complex subunit 3. The transcript has 12 exons. Gene Ontology annotation, molecular function: protein binding. Lineage: Eukaryota; Metazoa; Arthropoda; Insecta; Coleoptera; Curculionidae. The record is from RefSeq and is a predicted model, not a curated record. The coding region runs from base 2345 to 3976 and encodes 543 amino acids.
AGGAAUAAAUUUAUUAGCAAAAUACAUUACGAAUGCUUCCAAUCCAGCACAUAGUUUGAGCGAUUUCAAACAAUUUGGCCAAAUGAAAUUUUUCUAUUUUCUUAAUGAAUUUUGCAUCAAUUUUAAAUGGUUUUUAUUCGAUUAUUUGUCUUCAAUCGGUUUGACUUAGUUAAAAUAAAGUUCAGAUUUCAUAUGAGCCCAUGUGUUUUAUAACAUACUCAGACUAUUGUCUUUGAAAUUCACAAACAUCACAUAUAUUUCCCAAACUACUUGAGUUAAGUGUUUACAUAUUCUAAUUAAGCACAAUGAAAUUAAUGGGGCAUGUUCAUACUCAUAUUAACCUAGAGAAUCCAGUGUGAGUGAAAACAUGUGGUCAAAAGACGCAAACAGGUCAAUUUUCAAGUAACAUAUUUGUUUCCGACAGCAUAGACUUGUAAAAUAUUAGUAAAAAUUCGCAAAUUGUACGCAGUGUACUACUAAGUCACAAAUAUUGAAUUAUUUUGGCUCAAAAAGACCUCCGUUGCAAGUAAGAAUUCUACCAGUGUCUAAUAUAUGGUUUCGUUUUUUUGCCAAUAUUUUAGUUUUUAUAAUAAUUAGUAACUAUCCCCAAACAAUCUGCAAUUUUGGCGCAUUUUCUAUAUACAGAUGUGAUUUGAGUUCGUUUCUGAUCUAUGGGGUAUUAAAAAUGCGCUUCUUGCCAAAUAGUCGAUAUUCAUUAGACAAAUAAAAACAAAAUAUCACAUUUGGUGCAGGCGUGCGGCAAUAUUUCGGUACUACUUUGAUUAGUUGCAUUUUAAAAAACUACGCGUUAUUUUAUCAGGCAAACCAAUUUUGCUAAUAAUUAAAGCCAUUUCCUCAUCAAACAUAACUCGUAACUCAUUAGGUAAUCAAAUGGCAAUGGAACUCUUUAAUAUUAAUGGAAAAGUUGUUCACCAAAAGCUCUGAAAUAUUUAAUCAACAAAAAAAACGGGCGACGUUAUCUUAAUAAAUGUUUUUGCGUUUAUUGUCUAAUUUGCUAAGUCAUUCAACCAUCCGUCUUCAAAAUGCGUAGGCACGUUUUUCGUAUCUAGCUUUUUUUAAAUUACCUGGAAAUAAUUGUAAAUUCUCAAAUUACACUGAACUGCCAUCGAAUUACCACAACACAGGUGAAUUACACUAUUUUUUCUAGAAAAUGAUUCAGCGCACAAAAUAUCACCAUAUAAACUCUGCUCGUUCAACAUUCAAAAAGUGUACAAAAACAUUUUCUAGAUCGAAUGCGUACUGGAAUAAUGAGUUCGAAAUGUGAAUAAAUACACGAAAGGACUUUUUCUAAAAAAGUUUUCGCAUCGCGUUUGAACAUUCAAUAAAUCUUUAUUUACCAUCGUUUUUAAUAUUCAAUCAGUCUAAUAUGCAUUUUCCACUGAUAAAGUUAGUUGUUAAUGACACGCUCCUUAUUAAUUUCCUUCGAAAAAAAAAUCACACUCUCUCAAAGUUGACAAAGUCAUCAUAGAACGCCUGCACAUGUAAAGACGACAAAUUCAUAAAAUCCGCUUCAGUGGCUUAAAAGUUCUGAUCAGUAUUGAGUUAACUUUCCGCAGCGUCUUUUUGCAUUCCUUGUAGGAGAAUUCAAUAUAUUACCAGGGAUAGAAAUCCCAUUAGUGCAUAAAGUGCACUUUCCUGCUCUCCAUCUCCGUUGCAUAGCAAAUAAGGGUAAAAGUUGCAAAAGUUUUCGUACAGAACAAGGUCGCUGCGAUUCGUCUUAUCUCGUACCGACAGACCGACUUUUAUUCGCUUAAAGUUUUCCCGCCGACUGUCUACUCAGAUAAAACUCUUCUUGCAGGCCCGCCCUUACUAAAUGACAUUAGGGCGGAUUUACAUUUCAAGAUUGUCUCGAUAAGAAGAUUUAAAGCUGGAUACGAGUACUUAUUUUACUUUUUACUGUCUUCCUGUCCGCACUCCUUUUCCGCUCCAUCUAGAUACACUCUGGAAUUUAUUACCCCAUAAAUGGUGCUGGCGAAGGGUUGCAAGCAGAUUAUUUCUCACAAUCUAUAUGUGAAAGCAAGUGUAAACAGAUGAAAAUAUAACUUCGAUAGAUGGCUGAUGAUAUUGACUAUGUGCACUCUUAUUAACACACCCAUUCCGGUGUGAACGAACUGACUCUAGGGUGCAUGAAAUUCCCUAGUUUCCAGGACAACUGUCAGGUUAAAAUUAAAUCGAUACCCUUCUAACGACUCUCAGGUAUAGCUCGGUAACAACUAGACAAAAUAAUAAAAAACCAAACAAACUGUCUGACAAAACGAUUUAGUCGGAGCGAUAUCGUUCAACGAACGCUGUCACGGCCCUCCAUAGGACUGUACUGCGAAACAUGUUAAAUCCAUGCAAAGAAAGAGAUCCAACAGUUAUAGACAAUGCAUUAAUCGCCAAAUGCAUUGAACUACAAUAUCCAAAAGGAGAGGUGGGACGGUUACUUCGGUUAGAGGGAAUCCCAUUAGAAGAAGUUGAAGAAAUCCGAUUCGAAUAUCUUUAUAUUUUAAAAAUCGACCACCUCUGGGUACUGCAAUCCUUGGUUAAACUCAGCCUAAACAAUAAUUUCAUUGAGAAAAUAGAAAAUCUAGAAACACUCAUACAUUUACGAGAACUAGACCUGUCGUUCAAUAAAAUUCGCAAAAUUGAAAAUUUGGAAACGUUGAUCAAUCUGGAAAAGGUAACAUUUUACGAAAAUCUAAUUGAAACAAUUGAAAACUUGGACAAUCAGACCAAGUUAACUGUUAUCAGCAUUGGCAAAAAUAAGAUUUACGAUCGAACAUGCGUAAAUUACUUUCGAAGAUUUACAGCUCUAACUUCUCUAAACAUGGCAGGCAAUCCAUGUGCAGAAGAACAGGAUUAUCGGCUUUAUGUUGCUGCUUUCUUGCCCACUUUGGUUUACUAUGAAUACAAAAGAAUUGAUGAAGACGAGAGAAAACAGGGUAUAGAUCGAUUCGAAGAAACAUUAGGAAAAUUGGAAAGGGAGGAAAAUGAAGCACAAGAAAAACGAAAUGCUAUCGAGAAAGAACUAAGCGACGCCGAAAUGCAUUCGAAAAUGUUCGUGGAAUAUUUGAAUACCGGAAAAUUAUUUGAAAUGAUGUAUGAGAAGGAUGAGGAAGGUACGGCUUUACUGGAUAUCGGAGACGAAGUUUCGGAACUUUACGAAGAGUACAAGACACAGUUUAUCGAUCUAUGUAGACAAGUUUUUGAGGUGGGUCAAAAGCAUUACACAAUAAGGCAGGCCGAAGUCGAACAUUUUGGGAAAGGCAUCGAGAAAGCUAAGCAAGACAAUCAGUAUGAAAGUAUUGGAUAUAUGGAAUCAUUCUUGGAAAGCAAAGAAACUUAUUUUUCAUCUAUCAAAGACCUGAAGCUGCAAUUGGAACACGACGCAAUUACUGAAGAUGUUUUCAAAGGCAAAAUUGAAGAAAUUUGCAUUACGUUUGACGAGUUGAUUCAUUCGACUUGGAAAAACCUAAUGAGAUUGGAAGUUACGUUAUUUGAGCAAAUCGAAGAGGUCAACCAAACUUUCGAACAAACUCUCGCCGAGAUGAUAAAUACUUUCAUAGAGGAGGUUCAAGGCGUGUUUACGAAUGUACGGGCCGCCGAAGUGACCUUUUCCGAAAAUAUGAACGAUGCUGCAGUUAGGUUCAUGACAGCAGCAAAUGUUAAUCCAGACGAAGACAUCCCAGAAUCAUUGAAGGAUAUUCUUAUUGAUCGGGAUACACUUAAUAAUGCAAUGGCAGCCACGCACGAUGUCCAUAUGCAGAACAUUGAUGCAAGAGAAGAUCAACUGGUGCAUAAAGCUAAGGGAUGGCUGGAAAACUUAAGCGAGAAGCUUACGAAAGACGAAAUUAGAAGAAAUAGGUACAAGCUGCUCGAAAUUAAUCAUUUCCUGGACAUACAACGAGAAGAGCUUGAGGAACUCACCGCUGACCAAACUUCUGUGCCCAAUCCUGACAAUUACGAUUUUUAAGUGUUUUCUCUGUAAAUGUAAUUAACAAAUAAAGGAAACGAAUGCAUGUUAUCAACAUGGAACACGGCUAAUUCACUAUAA